Messenger RNA from Eutrema salsugineum, 1116 nucleotides. Its product is annotated as putative F-box protein At1g31000. Bases 1 to 1116 code for a protein of 371 amino acids. The record is from RefSeq and is a predicted model, not a curated record. Gene Ontology annotation, molecular function: protein binding. NCBI's taxonomy places the organism in Eukaryota, Viridiplantae, Streptophyta, Magnoliopsida, Brassicales, Brassicaceae. The transcript has 2 exons.
AUGGAGAAGAAUCCACGAGAAACUGAAGAAAGAAGAAACUCUGACUCACUUCCUCUGGAUAUGCUGUUCGAUAUCCUCUUGAGGUUGCCGGCCAAAUCCGUAGCGAGACUCGUUGGCGUAUCAAAGUUAUUUGCAACAAUCAUCCGAAGUAAAGAUUUCACCAGAGCCUUCAGGCUUCGAUCUUCGAAGCAGAAGCAACGUAUUCUCUUAGCUUUCACUGAACUAGAUAAAGAAAAGGGACGCGAGAACUGUAUGGCUUGCCCUGCCCCGGAUAUUCGGUACGAUCGACCUGAAUGCGUACAUGGGUUGGUAAGUUUUGUCUAUGGUGGGGAACAAGUCAUAUGUAAUCCAAGCACGGGAAUAUCCAUUACCCUACCUUUAGUCAAAUCAAGAAGAGUUCUCAAAAGGUAUUUAGGGUAUGAUCCUGUUGAUGGCCAAUUUAAAGUAUUGUGCGUGACGGAACCAAUCUUUAGUACCGAUAUGCGAGUUGCAGCUAGUGAGUGUGUAGUGUUUACAUUGGGAUCAUCAUCAUCAUCAUCCCAUGAUCAAAACUCAUCAUGGAGGAAGAUUGAGUGCAGUAGUCCUCACCGUCCUCGAUCUAACGGUGUUUGUAUUAACGGAGUUUUGUAUUACUAUGCUAACAUGGGCACGAGAACGAUGGAACGUCCUAGCUUAGUGAGAUUCCAAGUGAGGUCUGAAGAUUUUGAUUUUCUCACUAAACUGCCUACGGAGGAUCAAUAUUGGAUUAGAACUGGUCCAAGAUUGAUCAACUACCAAGGGAAAGUAGCCUUAGUCAAUGGAAUUCGAACGACAUUUAGUUUGUGGGUCUUGGAGGAUUUCGAGAAACAAGAAUGGGUGGAAGUAACUUUAUCUCUCAGUCCUUGGAGAGGAGAAAUUCGGUUGCGUCCUUUAGACGUUAGAGGCACUACUCAGACGGGUGAGAUAAUAUAUGCAUCGUGUGAUGUAGACGACUUUUAUCUUCUCCAUCACGACCGUAAGAUGAAUGAUCUUAACGUGGUUGAGAUUGAACUUGAAGAAAGCUCAGAGUAUGAGUUUGGACGAUUUGGUGGGGUUGUUAGUUUUUUGGAUUAUGUAGAGAGUAUUAUGCUUUCAUAA